This is a messenger RNA of Nycticebus coucang (slow loris), 3103 nucleotides long. It is a transcript of the gene TRPC1, whose product is annotated as transient receptor potential cation channel subfamily C member 1. Gene Ontology annotation, molecular function: store-operated calcium channel activity; protein binding; inositol 1,4,5 trisphosphate binding. The record is from RefSeq and is a predicted model, not a curated record. NCBI's taxonomy places the organism in Eukaryota, Metazoa, Chordata, Mammalia, Primates, Lorisidae. Gene Ontology annotation, cellular component: membrane; cation channel complex. Gene Ontology annotation, biological process: calcium ion transmembrane transport; manganese ion transport; regulation of cytosolic calcium ion concentration. The transcript has 13 exons. Bases 474 to 2858 code for a protein of 794 amino acids.
GCGAACAUCUCUGGGCGCAACUAGGCCAGCGAUUCCCAGAGCCCUGGAACCCAACGUGCGCAAAAGCACCUCUUGGAGCUCCUCUCCCACCGUCUCUCGUCCUCCCGAGCUGGGCCGCCCCCUGCGCGGCCCCUGCGGCUCUUGGCACGGCCCCGCGCUCGGCUGCUGCCCUGGCGCGCGCCACACUGUCGUCCCCGGACGGGCGCGGACCAGCUCGACCCGGGCGCCGGCGGCUGGGGAGGGGGCGCUGGCCUCGGGGUCGCGCAUGCGCCUCCACCAGCCUGGGGCUGUCAGUGGAGGGCGAGUGCUGGUUCCGAGGAGAGACGACGCCCUUCGGGGCCAACGGGCCGCAUGCUGAGGCGGCCGUGGGAACGACUCAUCCCUUUUCCAGCCCUGGGGCGGGGCUGGGGUCAGGGUCGGGGCCGGUGGGGGCUCCGCCCCCGACUCCUGGCCUGCCCCCGUCUUGGGCCGCGAUGAUGGCGGCCCUGUACCCGAGCACGGACCUCUCGGGCGCGUCCUCCUCCUCCCUGCCUUCCUCCCCAUCCUCCUCUUCGUCGCCGAACGAGGUGAUGGCGCUGAAGGAUGUACGGGAGGUGAAGGAGGAGAACACACUGAAUGAGAAGCUUUUCUUGCUGGCGUGCGACAAGGGUGAUUAUUAUAUGGUUAAAAAGAUUUUGGAGGAAAACAGUUCAGGUGACUUGAACAUAAAUUGCGUAGAUGUGCUUGGGAGAAAUGCUGUUACCAUAACUAUUGAAAAUGAAAACUUGGAUAUACUGCAGCUUCUUUUGGACUACGGUUGUCAGUCUGCAGAUGCACUUUUGGUGGCAAUCGACUCUGAAGUAGUGGGAGCUGUUGAUAUACUACUUAAUCAUCGACCAAAACGAUCAUCAAGACCAACUAUAGUAAAACUAAUGGAACGAAUUCAGAAUCCUGAGUAUUCAACAACUAUGGAUGUUGCUCCUGUCAUUUUAGCUGCUCAUCGUAACAACUAUGAAAUUCUUACAAUGCUCUUGAAACAGGAUGUGUCUCUACCUAAGCCCCAUGCAGUUGGUUGUGAAUGCACAUUGUGUUCUGCAAAAAACAAAAACGACAGCCUGCGACAUUCCAGGUUUCGUCUUGAUAUAUAUCGAUGUUUGGCCAGUCCAGCUCUAAUCAUGUUAACAGAGGAAGAUCCAAUUCUCAGAGCAUUUGAACUUAGUGCUGAUUUGAAAGAACUAAGCCUUGUGGAGGUGGAAUUCAGGAAUGAUUAUGAGGAACUAGCCCGGCAAUGUAAAAUGUUCGCUAAAGAUUUGCUUGCACAAGCCCGAAAUUCACGUGAAUUGGAAGUUAUCCUAAAUCAUACUUCUAAUGAUGAGCCUCUUGACAAACGGGGAUUACUAGAAGAAAGAAUGAAUUUAAGUCGUCUAAAACUUGCUAUCAAAUAUAACCAAAAAGAGUUUGUCUCCCAGUCUAACUGCCAGCAGUUCCUGAACACUGUUUGGUUUGGACAGAUGUCAGGUUACCGACGUAAGCCCACCUGUAAGAAGAUAAUGACUGUUUUGACAGUAGGCAUCUUUUGGCCAGUUUUGUCACUUUGUUAUUUGAUAGCUCCCAAAUCUCAAUUUGGCAGAAUCAUUCACACACCUUUUAUGAAAUUUAUUAUUCAUGGAGCAUCAUAUUUUACAUUCCUACUGUUACUAAAUCUAUAUUCUCUUGUCUACAAUGAGGACAAGAAAAACACAAUGGGGCCAGCCCUUGAAAGAAUAGACUACCUUCUUAUCCUGUGGAUUAUUGGAAUGAUUUGGUCAGACAUUAAAAGACUCUGGUAUGAAGGGCUGGAAGACUUUUUAGAAGAAUCACGUAAUCAACUUAGUUUUGUCAUGAAUUCCCUUUAUUUGGCAACCUUUGCCCUCAAAGUGGUUGCUCACAAUAAGUUCCAUGAUUUUGCUGAUCGAAAGGAUUGGGAUGCAUUCCAUCCUACACUGGUGGCAGAAGGGCUUUUUGCAUUUGCAAAUGUUCUGAGUUAUCUUCGUCUCUUUUUUAUGUAUACAACCAGCUCUAUCUUGGGUCCACUACAGAUUUCAAUGGGACAAAUGUUACAAGACUUUGGAAAAUUUCUGGGGAUGUUCCUUCUUGUUUUGUUUUCUUUCACAAUUGGACUGACACAACUGUAUGAUAAAGGCUAUACUCCAAAAGAACAGAAGGACUGUGUAGGCAUCUUCUGCGAACAGCAAAGCAAUGAUACCUUCCAUUCGUUCAUUGGCACUUGCUUUGCUUUGUUCUGGUAUAUUUUCUCCUUAGCACAUGUGGCAAUCUUUGUCACAAGAUUUAGUUAUGGAGAAGAAUUGCAGUCCUUUGUUGGAGCCGUUAUUGUUGGUACAUACAAUGUCGUGGUUGUGAUUGUGCUUACAAAGCUGCUGGUGGCAAUGCUUCAUAAAAGCUUUCAGUUGAUAGCAAAUCAUGAAGACAAAGAGUGGAAAUUUGCUCGAGCAAAAUUGUGGCUUAGCUACUUUGAGGAUAAAUGUACAUUACCCCCACCUUUCAACAUCAUUCCUUCACCAAAGACUAUCUGCUAUAUGAUUAGUAGCCUCAGUAAAUGGAUUUGCUCUCAUACAUCAAAAGGCAAAGUCAAACGACAAAACAGUUUAAAGGAAUGGAAAAACUUGAAACAAAAGAGAGAUGAAAACUACCAAAAAGUGAUGUGUUGCUUAGUGCAUCGUUACUUGACUUCCAUGAGACAGAAGAUGCAAAGUACAGAUCAGGCCACUGUGGAAAAUCUAAAUGAACUGCGCCAAGAUCUGUCAAAAUUCCGAAAUGAAAUAAGGGAUUUACUUGGAUUUCGGACUUCUAAAUAUGCUAUGUUUUAUCCAAGAAAUUAACCAUUUUCUAAAUCAUGUAGAGAAUAAUUUUCAAUAACAAAUCUGAAAGACUGCACUUGGAGUUAAAUUAACAAGAUAUAUAUUGAAAUAAAGAAUCAUAUAAAAGCCAUUCUUUAAAAUAUUUGUUGGGUAAAUAUAUGUUAUGUAAAGUAUGUAUAGAAGAAUAGCUUUUUUAAACCUUUAGUUAGCGGCUUUUUUGAGGAGCAAAACAAAUUAAGUAGAUAGAUUUUGUUAGCAUGCUGCUU